AUGGCUUCUCAACAAACACCGCUCCCUUCACUGGAACCAUCAGCACUGACAAAACUCAUCGAGUCCGCCUCCGCCUCCGGGAACCCCCUCGCCGCGACCACAAUCCAGAUCCUCCAUAAUCUCCAGCACCAACAUCUCUGGACAUUCCUCCAAAUCCACGACAUUUCAACGACUUCAAAUGCCACAGACCCAAACACCCCAGACUCAAUUGCAUUUAAUGACCCGCAAACCUUGAUCUCCGGUAUUCCACCGCACCGCGUAUACACGCACCCAGAUGAGCAGCUAUAUAUGCUGGACAAGGGCAUCGCGGAGGAUGAUCUUCGACCGGAAAGACUAUUCGUGAUUCCCACGGCCCAGGGCCAAAAGUGGAGUCUGCGUCGCAUGGCUGCAGCUUUUGAUUCCCUGGCUGCUCUCGAAGUUUCUGAGAACGAGGAAGCGGUGUCGAGCAAUGAGUCUGUGGAUCCUGAAAAGGCAAAGAAGCUCGAUGAAUACUACGAGCGAAAGGAAAGGGCUCGGGAAACGAAAGAAUGGGGCACCAGGCGAGCCCUUCUCGCAAUGACGAAUAGGGGGAUGGGUGGAGAGGGCACGGUCGUCUACUACGUCGUCCAGGAAGGUGACGUCAAGCCGCGGCAGAACUGA
Messenger RNA from Penicillium daleae, 639 nucleotides. RefSeq lists its product as uncharacterized. Gene Ontology annotation, biological process: tRNA-type intron splice site recognition and cleavage; tRNA splicing, via endonucleolytic cleavage and ligation. Lineage: Eukaryota; Fungi; Ascomycota; Eurotiomycetes; Eurotiales; Aspergillaceae. The coding region runs from base 1 to 639 and encodes 212 amino acids. The transcript has a single exon. Gene Ontology annotation, cellular component: tRNA-intron endonuclease complex. The record is from RefSeq and is a predicted model, not a curated record.